Molecule: messenger RNA, 693 nt
Organism: Lactuca sativa (garden lettuce)
Lineage: Eukaryota; Viridiplantae; Streptophyta; Magnoliopsida; Asterales; Asteraceae
Product: small ribosomal subunit protein eS17
Biological process (GO): translation
Cellular component (GO): ribosome
Molecular function (GO): structural constituent of ribosome
Source: RefSeq, a predicted model, not a curated record
AAACCCUAAUCUUUCUUCCUUGCGUCAAUCUGAGCAAACUCUCUUCUGCCCACCGGCCGCCGUCGCAUUCUCGUCUGCGCCUCCCUCCCUCCCUCCUGAAAAAUGGGUCGUGUUCGUACUAAAACCGUCAAGAAAUCAUCUCGCCUGGUAAUCGAGCGUUACUACUCCAAAAUGACACUCGAUUUCCACACCAACAAGAAAAUCCUUGAAGAAGUUGCCAUCAUCCCAUCUAAGCGCCUCCGCAACAAGAUCGCCGGAUUCUCCACUCACCUGAUGAAGCGUAUCCAAAAGGGACCCGUCAGAGGCAUCUCGCUCAAGCUACAAGAGGAAGAGAGAGAACGCCGUAUGGACUUUGUCCCCGAUGAAUCCGCCAUUAAAACAGAUCGCAUCGAGGUCGACAAGGAGACUAUUGACUUGCUUGCAUCUCUUGGAAUGAGCGAGCUUCCUGGAAUUGUCCUCAAGGAGGACACUCCGUUGGUUUCCGCAUCGAUACCAGGGGCCUAUGGUGGUGGUCGUGGUGGAUAUGGAGGUGGAGCUGGGAGAAGGUACUGAGUUUUUUAAUUUGUAGGUUAAUUUUGAGUACUUGAUAUGAAUUACGUUUUGUGAUGGUUUUGAGACAAAAUCUAUGCACUUUGUUAUUCAGAUAAUGCGUUUCGAUGUUUUUGUUUAGUCAAAUACUAUCUUAGUUUUCAA